Molecule: messenger RNA, 2319 nt
Organism: Phycomyces blakesleeanus NRRL 1555(-)
Lineage: Eukaryota; Fungi; Mucoromycota; Mucoromycetes; Mucorales; Phycomycetaceae
Exons: 5
Coding region: 1-2319 (772 amino acids)
Source: RefSeq, a predicted model, not a curated record
AUGCUAACUUUUGAUAGUGGUGCUGAUUCCUGUAAUCGAGUUGUGCCCGAUUACCUAGAAUCUAUAGAAUAUAUCAAACUUUCUUCCGAGGAUGAGUUUACAAGAUGGGUUGAUGAAGUAGCCAAAAAGCAUUCAAAGUGGUUGUACAAUCAAAAGUAUGAACACAAGUCAAACCGAUGUUUUAUUGGUCAACCUUUACAAGAGCCUUUGAAAGUUACGACCACGGUUUAUCUAUGCGAUCAUGCUGGAAAACCCCAAAAGAAAAAGUCUUUGUCUGAUACCGACCCAUCAAUCAAGAGACGUAAGAGAACAACGAAAUCGAUCAAAAUCGGAUGUCCUGCCAGCAUCUACAAGUUCAACCUGACCGACAACACCAUACUUGUGAAAUACAAUUGGCAGCAUCCCGACCACGAUCCUUUCGAAAUCCAGAACAUCAGCACUACACGAGUUCCGGAUGAAUUGAAGUAUCUGGUUGAAGGGCUUGUCAGCCAGAACUCGGACUGGAAGUCCAUUAAGAAAAUGCUUAAAAUGAGUGAAGACAAAUAUCUUGAAGUAAAUAAUAGUUCUAAUAAUGAUAAUAUUAGUAAUAUUAUACGUGUGUGUGUUUGCUUGCUUGUAAUGUUCGCUAAUAUUGAGCUAAACCAGCUUGAACAAGCUGGUGAUAGAUCCUCCUUCUCUGCCUCUCUUCUUGACUAUCAGUAUGUGAGGGAUGUUGUUAAUGCUCAUAUUAUGAAACUCUCAAGAAAGCACAUGGAUCACAAAAAGAGUGUCGAGCUUUGGGCCAAAGAAUUAAAUGAAAGUGAAAACACUUCAUUGGUUACUAUUUCUGAGAAUGGUUCUUUUCUACUAGCUUGGGUUCCCGAUUGGCAAAAAGAAUAUCUACAAAAUUCUGAUGAAUGGUCUAUUCACUCGACACAAAAAAUCUGCAAAUCAUUCAACAGCAGCGGCAACACUAACAUCGGCAACAGCAAUAGUACUAGUAGCAGUAAUAACACUGAGAAGUUAUCUGGUGAGCCCAAUAACUGCGCUUUGUAUACUAUCGUUGUUCAAAGCCCUGUAACAACCAAAGGGACACCCGUUGGGUUUUUUAUUACGGACCAAGAAAACGUCGUAACUUUGGAACAAUGGUUCUCUUGGAUGAAAUCAAACUUUACUCUCAAAGUUAAAAAGAUCAUGAUAGACCAUAGCCAAGCUGAAGUAGAGGCAAUCAACAAGGUCUUUGAGGGGAAAGUUGAUGUUCUGUUGUGUCAUUGGCACAUGAAAUAUGAAUGGGAAUCUAACGUCAAGAGAUGUUUCAAUGUUCAGAACUCUACUCAAAAAGUCGAAGUAGUCCACAAGAAUGCUUUUGACAUCUUCUUUAUCAUGAUGUAUGCCGCAACAGCUGAAUCUUUCGAGAUUUCUUAUCAAGUUUUCGUUGCAACAUUUAAAAACAACGAAGCGAUCAUUGAUUACUUUAACAAGACGUGGUUGCCUAAGAAGCAAUUGUGGGUUAAAGCAUGGAGAAUACCUACCAAGUUUUAUACAAGCAAUCUUAUUGAAGGAUACGAAACCCAAUUGAAAACUUUUUACCUUGGACACGAUCGAUCCCUUCGCAUCGAUCGACUUGUUUACUUGCUAUCGAAUGUACUGACCCUUGAUUACAAAGAGGAAAAAGAAAAAGAAAGCACAAGGACAUCGUCUUCUUUACCUUCUACUUCCCCUACUCCUACUACUACUUCUUCUCCUUCUUUGGCAUCCUCGCCAUCAAAUUUUACAAAGUUUCAGUCAUUGCGCCGAAACGAAGAAGAAGAAAAGAACAUGACCGAAGCUUACGAGUAUGAUAUUGACUUGGCUGAUUCGAUGGUCGAAAAAAGAAACGAUGAUCUGUACACCUGCAAGUCCUUUUCGACCAACGAUUUAUACUACCGGAUCAGAUUUGUGGAUGGGAUUCUUCAGGACUGUAGAUGUUCAGACCCCAAUAGGCUUUGCAAGCACAUCUUUUUAGUGGGCCGAGUAUUUAACUUGCCGCACUCUUUACCAGUCAAUUGUUCUGCUCUUCAAUCUUCUGGAAACCUUUCGGUUGGAUCUGAAUCUGACACAGCAACAAAGGGGACAAACAUUACGGAUGUAUCUGAUCAUGAAAUCCGUUGCAAAGAGGCGCGUGAAAAAUGCAAAAAAUACAUCGAUCUGAUUAAUGCUAGGUUACGUGCCAAGGUUAUUGAGUGCCAAGGCGAUCCCCAUGAAUUAACCAGGCUUCUUAAUUUUAUCAAAACCGCGCACAAAAGGCUGGAAAACUAUGGCAGUGUUUCGGAACAAUCUGGGACAUCUAAACAAACUUAA